ACCAGAAAGGGUGAACGGAGUAAUAACAUAACAAAUAAUAUACGUACGGCACAAAUAUAAAUUUUAUUUACAAAUGAAUUUGUGAAUUAUCACUGUUACUUGUUUUUGUUUAGUGGUGGCUUGCUUCUUUUAGUGGUGUUACUAAACAUUUUUAUAGAAAAACAUCAAUAAAUUCUCGGUGUAAAAGCAAUGUUAUUACCUUUAACAUGUUUUGGAAGUAAUUCAUCAAAAACACGUUGUAAAUUACAUGACACAAAUACAGAAAUGUUUGGUAACACUGGUGGCGGGUAUUAUGGCAACAAUCAAAAUAAUGGUGGUAUAUGGCGAUUACCAUUAUUUAUAGCAUUUUAUAUUGUAUUUCUAAUAUUGGGUGCCGCAAUAUUUAGUGCAAUUGAAGGUCCGCAAGAAAUGCAAAAAGUGAAGAGUUUAAAACAAAUGCGUGCUGACUUUUUAGAAGAAUAUCCAUGUGUACCAGAUGAGACAUCAAAAAAAUUAAUUUCUCGUGGUACUGAAUUUAUUGCGUUACACUCUUUUUGA
This is a messenger RNA of Chrysoperla carnea, 537 nucleotides long. RefSeq names its product potassium channel subfamily K member 1-like. The record is from RefSeq and is a predicted model, not a curated record. Bases 190 to 537 code for a protein of 115 amino acids. Lineage: Eukaryota; Metazoa; Arthropoda; Insecta; Neuroptera; Chrysopidae. The transcript has 4 exons.